Molecule: messenger RNA, 3533 nt
Organism: Anastrepha ludens (Mexican fruit fly)
Lineage: Eukaryota; Metazoa; Arthropoda; Insecta; Diptera; Tephritidae
Product: ATR-interacting protein mus304
Exons: 4
Coding region: 340-3162 (940 amino acids)
Biological process (GO): DNA damage checkpoint signaling; DNA repair
Source: RefSeq, a predicted model, not a curated record
GCGUUAAUUUUUGAUUUAAUAACUACGUCGAAUUUCAAGGCACACAAUAUCUUUAAUUUCCAAUAAUAAUUAACACGAUUUCACUAAUUUACAUUUUAACCAACACAUAAAUAAUCUGGCUAGCCCAGCUGCAUGCCAAACAGCACAUCAGUUUGGUAUAUCCAUUCAUUAAUCAAUUUUCCUCACUGUUUUUAACAAGGAAAAAAAACAGAAAUUGAAUUAGACCGGUUUUCAGAAAAAUUAGCAAAUAUAUUAUAAAUUCUGCAUUUGUAGUAGUGGUAUGCCGCUUCACAAUAAUUAUGUAAAAAAGUGUUCAUUUAAUUAUUAUACAUCGUCAUUAUGGCAAAGCGUUUCCAGCCUUUCAAGGAGUUCGGUCGAAGUACAAAAAAACCAAAAUUGGAUGUAAGCAUAAACAAAGGUCGUCCCUUAGGACCCAGUCAAUCUUGGCCAAACCAUAUACGUUCAAAUGCUGCAGAGUUGAACCCCUUAGACAGUCCAGCUCGCAAUAGCCUAAACAAUAACAACUUGUGGGACGAUGAUGACGACGAUGUAAUACUGCUGGCCACUCAGGUGGCCGAAUCGCAAGUGGCAAUUAAGAGCGCAGCACUACCAAAUAUAACUGACAGUGAAAUUACCUUCAGUGAAUUUGCACCACAUGUGCAUGCCACAACCAGCACACAGCGAAUUACAGCGACAUGUGUCGCGGUUAAAUCCACGGUUAGUGCGCCACCGGCGAUGUUGGAUAAGCACAAUCUAUCCGAUUUAUUUGCUGAUGACGAAGACUUUGCAGAGCUGUUAGACGCAGCCACAAAUGAGAAAACAACGCAAAGUGUAAGUCAACCGCGGCAAAUAGAGGAGCCGGCUGAUGUGUUUAAAAAACCGAAUGAACUGGUGAAUAAAACUAGUGGAGUAAGUAAUAGAGCGCCAACAUCGUCAAGUCAAACUCAUGCGCCAGAGGGGAAAAGCGUAGCAGCACGUCGCCAAGUAGCAAUGGAGAGGCAAGUGAAAAUGCUGAUGGAACGUUUGGACAUAUUGAAGGCGGAAAAUACAAAACUUGCUAAAGAUCUCAGUGAUUCAAAGGCGAAAAUCGAAAGCAAGGAUGGAGAGUCCUCAUUGUUGCGCGAUGAGCUGCGACACAUGAAAAACCAGUUGCAAACUUUGAAAAUGGAAAAAAUUAUGAACGCCGAAGCAGCACAAAGGGAAUGUAAAAUCAAAAUUGCCGAAUUGGUAGAACGCGUGGAGGUUAAGGAAUCCGAAUUGAAAUUGCGCAACGUAGAAUACUCUGUGUUGAAAAUGAGGCAUGCCGAUGAAACUCAACGUCUGGAAAUGAGCAUACGCAACGCUAAUGUAGCAGGCGACGCCCCUAUGGAUGGAGGUGUCGAAAAAGUGCAAGAUCCAUUCGAUGCAAGUAUACUUUACCGGCUUCGCGGUCUAUCUUUGACAACAUCACUGGGCAGGCUCUCGCAUUCGCGUCUCAUCGAAUUGAGUACCAACGCCUAUGAGUGCACACAAGAGCGUGGCAUCUCGAAACGUCAGCACGCACCAUUUCAGCAAGAGUUGGCCAACGCACAAACGCUGCUAGCUGAAUUGCAAUUGCAACAGAAAAAACGCUCUUGGGGAAUGGCUGAAGCAACAGCUUUUAGUGAACGCGCUAUCGCAUCUGUUUGCAGAGUGUUUCCCGAACUUUGGACAUAUGUGCACGGACUAGAGUUUCCCAAGCACUGCAACGUACAUCCUUUUCACAAUUAUGAUCUGCGCAAAGACGAUUACAACUAUCCAACUCGGAAUUUGCAUGCAGCGCAAGAAUUAUAUAAGGACGAGCGUGCGCUUAGUUUGCGCCGUUACGUGGCGGCGCUAAGCGUCAUGUGUGCUGAGUCGCCACAUUUUGCACAGCAGUUACUGAUAAAACGGCAUGGCGAAUAUGCAUUGCUGGAGUUGGCAUGUCAUGCCAUUUCGAAAUUAGGUUACUCAAGCGAGAUCUGUGCACACUUUGGCGUACUAGAAGCAUUUGCUGCGCUAUUGCGUGUGCUGCUGCGACAGGUACCUCCAGAUGACGAUAAGUACAUCGAAUUGCUGGUAGGUGGUCUCCUAAAACAGCUGAUAUUUGUGCGGCCAAGUGCGUGGGUAUUCCAGGAGAUAUCCUUUUGUGUGCUAGAACUGACGCGAAAGCCAGCAGCCUUAGCGCUAAUCUGCGUUAAUAGUGAUGAGGGCACCUUCUAUAGUGAUCGUAUGCGUUCCAUUUAUCGUUUUUCAAACGAUUCUUGUAUGUUGCAAGUAUAUGCGGGGCUGUUGGAGAUAGCAUUCCCGCUGAAUGGCGUAUUGAGCGAAGCGCAUCUGCGGCUGCUGGCUGUGAUCUGUGAAAAUCAUGUACGCUUUGCGCACUUCUGCUUUAUGAAACCGCCAGUAUUUAUGCACCAUUUAUUGCCCUCUUACGACGAUGUUGAUGAGGAGGAUGAACAACCAGUGAAUUUAACAGAGGAACGAAGUAGUAAGGAGUUAGUAGGCAAAAUGUCGAAUAGCAUUGGCAGUGCAUCAGUUGCAAAUGAUUCAUGUGAAAGGAGAGCUUCCACUUCAACCAUACAGGAUGCAAGUGCGCAGUCGAAGAAGCUAACUAGCGUUAAUGCUGGAGCUCGAUGUGAGUGCUAUACAAAGCUAUGCUUAAGUGUUGUAACGCUUCUGUUUCAGCUGCUGCGUCAGUGGCAGUGUAUGGGACGAAAAUUAGAAACACCACGCGUAGCUUUAGUUUCACAAAUAUCCGUCCAUUUGCUGCAUACAAUUUUUUGCGACAACCACACGACACAUCUAUUUCGCUAUGCCGAAGAUACCACAAAGCACUACCUAUGGUUGAUUUGCGAAUGGUGGUCGAAAAAUGCAUAUUGCUUGAAAUUUAAUAGUGUACAAAACAAUUUUCUAAACAAACUGCGUGCCUUUCACAUUAUGCCUAAGCAGUUGAAUGAGGGGGGUAAUGCUGCUAAUGUAAUAAACGACUUAAGAGAAUGGCAUUCUCUCACCAAUGAUAACACGCCAAACGGUAUUGGCGAAGAUGCUGUCGCUUCUGUCAAUCUCUCACUUGCUGCAGAAAAAUUAAAUAUAAUCCGUGCUGCUGGUGACGAGUCUAAAUUCUUUGAAGGUCUUAGAGGGUAUGCAUUCAAUUUUGAAUGAUACAAUGCAGCUGAACUGUGAGAUUACUGUGUAAUGAAGAAGUAAGAAGUCAUAUUUGUUAAAGGGUAAUUUGGCAAAAUCAAAAAACAAAAGAAAAAAGUCGAUUCGCACUAAAUUUUGUUAGUGCAUGGCGUUUAAGCUAUGGAUAUACAUAUUUUUUUAUUCACAAUUUUCAAAACUCUAUUCUUUGUGACUAAUAUUGAGAGUAUUUAUUUGUAGUUAUUAAUUUUUAAUGUAAUUUAAUGUGAAAUGUUAAAAAAAAAAUAAAAUGUUAAUAUACGAUGACGUGGAAUGCUGAAGAGGAAGAAUGAGUCCGAUCGUAGCAAACUUCCUUAAUUACUUGAAAAUUAAAUUGUAUUAAGCAAAACAAA